Molecule: messenger RNA, 1904 nt
Organism: Dendronephthya gigantea
Lineage: Eukaryota; Metazoa; Cnidaria; Anthozoa; Malacalcyonacea; Nephtheidae
Product: corticotropin-releasing factor receptor 1-like
Exons: 14
Coding region: 331-1689 (452 amino acids)
Biological process (GO): cell surface receptor signaling pathway; adenylate cyclase-modulating G protein-coupled receptor signaling pathway
Cellular component (GO): plasma membrane
Molecular function (GO): G protein-coupled peptide receptor activity
Source: RefSeq, a predicted model, not a curated record
UCCUGUGCAGCUAUAACUGAAUUGACAAGUCAAAGCAGUAUUGCUUGGUUUGUGUUAGAUGUAAAUUGCGCACAAAGGGUGAAGGCGGGCGAAAUAUUUGAGAACUGUAUACACAGUCGUACAUCUUUUCAAGCGUAUAUUAAUUAGUGAUUUCCAGAGAAGUAAAAUGAUUGAUGAUAAAAAUAUUCAUUGCCAAUACCAAUGGGCCCACCUUCAUCACACGGGAAAUGUACCUUGAAAAUUAAGAAUAAUUCAACGUAUGGUCUUAUAUAGCGACUAAGUACCUGACGCUAACAAGAGGCUUCUAUUAAAAGAUUACAUUUGUCGAAGAUGCUUUCGAUCUUUCUUGCUUUGUUGUUGCAGAUAAAUAUAUUAAUCCAUGUCGAGGCACAAGAAGAUUUUGCCAAAGAACUCAAGAAACAAGAAUUGGAGUGUUACAAUAACCCAAAGAAUCGGUUAAUCAAAGACGGAUAUCCUGUUAAAUUUACAUGUGGUGUAAGCUUUUAUGGCGCUUGUUGGCCAACAACUCGUGCUAACAGCACAGUUUAUCUUCAAUGCCCUUCAAUUUUCUUUGACCUCCUUACUUCGGGGAAUAUCUCAAGACGGUGUAAUGAAUCUGGUUUUUGGGGAAAACCAGAUAUUUCCUUCUGCAAGAAAAUUAGUUCUGUUCCUUUGCCGAAUGAAGAGGAAGAUGAAAAACAACGUAUCUAUGUUGUUUUAAGUUGGUUUUCUUUUUCAAUUAUGAUCCCAUCGUUAGUGGUCACACUCUAUCUCUUGAAGGGCAAAAACGAACGGUUCAACGUUCAUACAAAUCUUAUCCUGGCGUUUACAUUUCGAAUAAGUACGUUCUUUAUCCACCACUAUGGUAACCUUGGUAACCAAGAUAGCUCACGGGUUUCUUGUAAUCUCGUUUGGAUUUUGAAUCGUUACUUUGCAUCAGCAGAAAUCAUGUGGAUGUUGAAUGAAGCUUUGCUUUUACUUAGAAAAGUUGUCGUAAUAUUUGAUAAGAAAAGUUACUUCAAAUAUUAUUUGCUGAUUGGAUGGGGAUCCCCUUUACUGUUGUUGACAGCGUAUAUUCCAAUUAUUGUAUAUUUUGUUGAUCAUUCACCAAAAAAGUGUUGGGUACAUUACAAGGAUUCAAUUUAUAUGUUAGUGUUGUACGUGCCACUGGUUUUCUUUUUAAUUGUUGAUUUCUUUGCAUUGAUAUACACCGUCUCAAUUUUUGUAAAAAGGCAGCAAAGGCAACAAAAAGGGGACUUCGUGAAAGUCAGGAAAGCCAUCAAAGGGACACUUGUGCUAUCACCCUUGCUUGGUGUAAUUUAUCUGUUAAUAUUCUUUGUACCAAAAAACCCACCAGUCUGGUAUCAAUAUUUCCUACGAAUUGUUUACCCAAUGCAGGGGACGUUGGCUUGUCUGGUUUACAUCACAUUCAGUGGUGAACUGCUAAACAAAGCGAAAUCAAAAUGUAGAUCAUCCUUACAGGGGACGCGCAUUUUGGAAAAUGGAUACUCGUGGAGUUUUAGUUCCCGUUCAAGACAUACAGAGAGACCAAUAAGAGGAACUACAUCAUGUCCCUCUCCAGACCCAUCCAUUGAUCAAAGCGGGCUGUCGCAUUCUUCCCCACCAUGUGACAAUGGUCCAAAAUGUGGAUGUGGCCUGACGCGGCAGUUAUCAGGAGUUCUGGGCUGAUUAGUAAUGACGAGCAGGAAGAAAGCAGUGUUUAAUUUGAAAUGUAUGAUAUUUGUGUGGAUUCACGCUUAACGUGAUGAUGGGUAAUGCCGAAUUACUCUUAUAAAUAUACCUUGUAAAACAUGAGUGCAUGUAAACAUCUUAUAUUUUAAAUAUGAUUAAUAAAUAUAUGUAGCCUAGAACAUGUGUGGAUUACAGCUAAAUAAAUUGUUAAC